GCUUCAGUAUCAGCUCAAAAAUGCAACAGAGUUUUCUAGUCCUCCUACUUGGCUGUGUGGCAUUUGCCAACGCUUUUGGCUUCAGCCUGCGAUUUUUAAACCCAUCAACGGACCCUGUCCAGCCUGCAGAAAAUCCAAAACUAUGCACACCUAUGGAGGAGGCAGCACCUUCGGAAAGGGUUCACUCACUGAUCUCGCCAUCUGAAAUACCAAGUAGUACGCCGAAUGAUCCUGUAGUCGUAAAUGGAAGACCCGUGGUACCUCUACCCACACUUGCACCGAUUUCCACUUCAACUACAACACAGCUCAACAGAGGAACAUAUGAGGGAAAUGUGCCCAAUCUUCCGGUGGACUGCGAACCCACAACAUUGGAUAUCGGAAGUCGGUUAAGUUCGCAGCUCCUGAGAAUACUCACAGUCUUGGGCUAAGAGGAUACCCUUAGCAUUAUUUUCUUAAAAUUUAUUUGUCUUGAGAUUUGUAUAUCAAUAACUAACUAAAGGGUUUAAGAUAAUUUAAAUUUCUUAUUGAAUAAUAAAUCUGAAGAUCGUU
Messenger RNA from Drosophila melanogaster (fruit fly), 549 nucleotides. RefSeq lists its product as uncharacterized. NCBI's taxonomy places the organism in Eukaryota, Metazoa, Arthropoda, Insecta, Diptera, Drosophilidae. The transcript has 2 exons. The coding region runs from base 21 to 428 and encodes 135 amino acids. The record is from RefSeq and is marked reviewed.